Brassica napus (rape) is the source of this 445-nucleotide messenger RNA. RefSeq lists its product as uncharacterized. Lineage: Eukaryota; Viridiplantae; Streptophyta; Magnoliopsida; Brassicales; Brassicaceae. The record is from RefSeq and is a predicted model, not a curated record. The transcript has a single exon. The coding region runs from base 103 to 357 and encodes 84 amino acids.
UACUUUAAUCUACCGUUUCCUUCUCGCCAAGAAACAAACAUUUCCAAUCUCUAAAAAGCUAGAAGAACCUCGAUCAAGACAGCAAAACACAAUUCAAGAACGAUGAUGUCGAUCUUUAGCCCUUUCGAAGCUCUUUACGCUGAAUCAAACGGCUUCAAGAUGAAACUCCCAGGUGGCCAGAAACAGAGCUCUGGUGAUAGUCAGUCGCCAGCGGCGGAGCAGCAGAAGAGCUACGGGAGGAUUCCGAUAACAUCAGACGACGAAAAGAAUAAGAAGGAGGAGAAGAAGAUCCAACCGAUGAGGAUAGCUCCAGAGCUAGACGGUGUUCAUUGUUUUGAAACAAUACUUCCUUUUUGAUAAUUUUCUAUUUUUUAUUGAUUACUUGUAAGCAAAUUUAUUUCCUUUUGUAUAAAGAUUGAUCAAAACUAAUAUUGAAUGAUCUAAA